Messenger RNA from Habropoda laboriosa, 2815 nucleotides. It is a transcript of the gene sky, whose product is annotated as TBC1 domain family member 24. The record is from RefSeq and is a predicted model, not a curated record. NCBI's taxonomy places the organism in Eukaryota, Metazoa, Arthropoda, Insecta, Hymenoptera, Apidae. The coding region runs from base 598 to 2397 and encodes 599 amino acids. The transcript has 11 exons.
AAGAAUGCAAUACACGGACGUAUCGUGGCCGUACGUGCGAGGUCGAGUUGUUCCGUAGCGAUUCCGCUUGUACCGAUACCUGUAAGCUAGCAAUUUCGAAUUUUCGUUCAUAGUAACGGACGCGCGUACCGUCAAGAAGAAACCAAAUCUAUAUACGGGAAUAUACGUGACAGUAACAGCAGUGCUAAUUAUACAACCGUGACUUCGUGCACGUAUAGAGAAUCGCUAAAGCAUUAAGGCCGACAAGAAAAGUGCGUGUCGUGAGUGAAUAGAGUGCCUCAACCCUGAUCUCCGCGCCCUUCUGAAUCGUUGACAGUAGUUGCCGUGAUUUCCUGCGAACGAUUUUAUCGAUGACGGGCCGUGGACCGCUUUACGGGGAUAUAAAAGUGUUGCAUGCUGCGUGCUAGGGCGAGAAACAAGGGUCUAUAUUGUCGCGUUUCAACCAUCGAGGUGGGCUGCACCGACGAGACUGUGGACGUUCCUAGAUUGGCGAUGAAAAUUGAAACGUCUCAGGAUAUGACGUAAAUAUCGUGUGGCAAAGAGCGUACGGGCAACGGCACAAUGAAGAAGAAUCUCGCGCCGUAGUCGCCGCCUGCGAUGUUAGUCACACAGUCACCCUCCUCGACGGACAAUCUGUCGAAUAUGUUGUCGGUACUCGAGGAGGAGGCGAACGUCGAUAUCGACGACGCAUUCCCGCCGCACGUCGACACGUCGAACAUCAUUAUACAGCCGGAAUCGCCCACCGGCAAAAAGCAAGCGCUAAAGACCUUCAACGAGGUCAACACGCUUCUACAGGUCGGCAGAAAGAGGGAGGCUAAGCUGAUCGUAAGGGAGAACGCGUGGCCAUUGAACAACGGGAUUAGGGCGCAACUAUGGCCAGUCCUUUGCCAACAACACGUACACGGCAAGAACAUGCUCGAUGGAUUCUAUUGGGACAUGGUCAAUCAAGUUUUUGGAACUACAGAGCUACCGGAAAAAUCAAUCAUGCUACCGCCGUUCGUGGACAGCACUCAUUGCCUGUCGUACCACCUGACGAGGAAAGGCAGGAGCGUUGCGGACAGGGUUGUGUCUGUGCUGGGAUAUGCCUGUCCUGAUAUCACCUACAGCCCUUCUCUUUACCCCAUCACGGCUCUUCUUCUUCACUUUAUGCCAGAGGAGGAGUGUUAUCAUUGUAUGGCAAGCUUGGUCGCCGCUAAAGACAAGAUGUUCAUUACGCAAACCAAGCUCCUCUACGAGGUUACCUGGAAAACUGUCGAGCAAAUCACCAAGAAGCACGUGAAAUCAGCUGCUGUACAUUUAGCAAGGCACUGCUCUGGAUCCAGAGCGGAAAGGAUUUACAUGGAUUGGAUCUGGUGGAUUCUGCAGCUUCUUCCUUUCCAGCAUCUAGUCAGGGUUAUGGACUGUUUUCUUCACGAAGGCAUCAAGGUCUUCUAUCGAGUAGCAAUGGCUAUAGUUUUAUUAUUCUAUAAGCACUCGUCACUGCAAAAUUCUGAAUGGAUGAACGAAAUUUCGAAAAAUGGUAUUGACGCUGCCCUCUCAAAGUUCUGCAGGCAAAUACCGGUAACAUCAGCAAAAUUUUUACGUACCGCAUUUGGAAUACGUGGACUCAGCUCAGCAUACAUAUCAAGGGUAUUUUUGCGUACAGAAAUGGCUCUAAAGAGUAGAAGUGUUUUAACGGGGUCUAGAUCAUUAGCUAGAUCACGAUCCACGGACAAUCUACCGACGAGUCAGUCUCAAGUCAACAUUCAGAUGAUGUCACACACGCUCACAAUAAGAGAAGGUGCACACAGUCCUGGACCGCGUGCUCUGUCAAUGGGCGUUUAUCCCAUACAAAGCAUAUGCUCCCAGAUUCUAGACAUGCCUGAUUUAUUCACAUUAUGGUCCUGGCUGCCUAUGAGGAUCACCAUGUAUCAACCAAUUCUACUAUAUACAACGGAAGAGCACGGUUGUUCUUUGACAACAUUCUAUGUAAGAGUAGAGCAACAUGAACCAACCCUGCUGAUGAUAAAAACAUGUAACAAUGAAGUAUUUGGAGCCUACUGCUCUACAAGAUGGUGUGAACGUAAUUUGAAGAAUGAUAAAGGACAAAGGCAAGCUUAUUUCGGAACAGGUGAAACAUUUCUGUUCAGUUUGUAUCCUGAACGUGCAAAGUACCCGUGGGUAGGCAUGGACUCUGCGCACAAUGAUUCUAAGGUCCAUCAUUCAGCUGAGCUAUUCAUGGCUGCGGAUUCCAAAAUGAUAACAAUUGGUGGAGGAGACGGACAAGCUAUAUGGAUGGAUGAGAACAUAAGAUAUGGUAAAACAGAUCGGUGCUCUACGUUUAAUAAUCCACCUCUUUGUGCCAGCGGCGACUUUGAAAUUAGGGUAUUAGAAGUAUAUGGAUUUGCCGGUGCUUGAGAAGAAGACAGAGCUUGGCACUACGAUGUAUCAGUUUAUUUGAUUCCCUACUGCCAUUUAGCGACUCUCUUCUACAUAUACAGAGUUGUAUACAUUACAUACAAGUAUCUUCGUAUCGUAUCUGUGCAAAAUUGCUGCGUUCUACGAGGCGCGGUAUUUGUGAUGCAUCCUCAGUCGUUUGCGAGGUACUAGUAUUAUUAUGUGUGCAUGUUUCGUUGUUGAGGCGCUACGAGGUUCUGUACCGAUUGAGAUUACGUAGAUUUAUCUUCUUCGUUUUAUUACGCUUGUUCGAUUAUUUGUCCCAACGUUCACGGAAACGACCAAACGAUUUUUACAUUUAUUGUGUUGCAAUUUCAUUCCUUAAUAGGAAACGAAACGAAAUUACAUCGAAUGGUUGCUAACACGUAGAUUGUAACCC